AUGGCGUACGACGACCUACUCAAGCUCAUUGAGUCGCUUCCAACGGACCAAUGGGGUCCACCAACCACGACCGAAACGACCCUCAAUGGCGUUCCUUACGCCCCCUUCUCCAAAGGCGACAAGCUAGGCCGUAUGGCGGACUGGACAGCGGAGGGCAAGGACCGUGAGGGACGUGGCGGAAGGCAACAGUUCAAUAACCGAUACCGCGACCAGAUUUACGGUGCCGGUCCAGGCGGUCUGCAGACUGCAUUCGCGAUAGAAGGAACGAACGAGGAGAACACAUUCAGCCUUGUCGACCGCACACAGCCAACGCGCUCAAGAGGCUUCGGCGGACGUGGCAGCGCUGUGUUUGGCCGGGGUCGCGGUGGACAGCGUGGAGCAGCCAACCAGCGCGGAGGCAGAGGCACUUUCACCCGAGUGCAGGGAAGAGGCGGACAGCAGUAUAACGACCGCGGUGGCCGAGGUGGACGCAGAGGCGGUAGAUUCGGCUGGAAAGACUAUGACAAGCCACAGCGCAACCGUGAAGCAUCUGUCCAACCAAAGGAUACCUGGCGCGUGUUGGAGGAGAUCGACUUCAGUCGUCUCUCCAAGCUCAAUCUCGAUACUGGCGAAGGCGAGGACCUCGACGACUAUGGUUUCCUCUACCACUACGACCGCUCAUACGACAAACAGCCAGGUGCGCCGACUUCUGUGCGCAAGCUGACUGUGCUCGAACGCGCCGCCUACAACGUUACCACAUCUUCAGAUCCUGUCAUUCAAGAGCUCGCUGAUAAAGACGAGGCCACCGUAUUCGCUGCUGAUAACAUCCUCUCUAUGCUCAUGUGCGCACCUCGAAGUGUCUACAGUUGGGAUAUAAUUCUGCGUAAAGAGGGCAACAAGGUCUUCAUCGACAAGAGAGAGGGCAGCAGCCUCGACAUGGUCACUGUCAACGAGAACGCGGCAGAUGCACCCCUGGAGAUGAGUGAGGGCAACAAAGACCAGAUCAACAGUCCAGGAGCUCUCAAGGAGGAGGCUACCCAUAUCAACAAUGUCUUCCCACUUCAAGUCGUCCAGGAGUCGGAAAGCAUGAAGAGAGACAUGAACCACGAGCACCCAUUCUACAAUGCCGACGAAGAGACCGACCCACCAGCUUCCAAGGCGUACAGGUACCGAAGAUUCGACCUUUCGUUGGAAGCAGAUGCCGAGCCAUUGCACUUGAUCGUGCGAUCCGAACUUGAUGCUGUUGCGAAGAACAACAUCAGUGGAGAGGACCAGUUCUUGACCAUACACGCUCUCAAUGAGUUCGACAACAAGGCACAAGGAUCGGGUGGCGCCCUCGACUGGCGCAGCAAGCUUGCCAGUCAACGUGGUGCAGUGGUCGCCACAGAGAUGAAGAACAACAGCUGCAAGCUCGCCCGAUGGACCACGCAGUCGAUCCUGGCCAAAGCGGAUCUGAUGAAGCUUGGAUUCGUCUCUCGUGCGAACCCCAAGUCGACCUCCGAGCACGUCAUCCUGGGCGUAUUGGGCUACAAGCCACGCGAGUUUGCUUCACAAAUGAACCUCAACCUCAACAACGGUUGGGCUAUCGUUCGUACCUUCGUUGACAUGGUCAUGAAGGAGGCAGACGGCAAGUACGUGCUUGUGAAGGACCCCAACAAGCCAACUAUUCGCUUGUACCAAGUGCCUCUCAACACCUUCGAGGAGGACGAUAUCGAGGAGAUGAGCGUGGUGCCUGAGGGCGGCGAUGACGAGUAGGGAGGAAGCGCGAGUCCUACGAUCAUUUGCAUGUGAUAGAGUGAUAUGAGGUGUUGCUAGACCUCACUUCAUGAAUGAAAUAAACGCAUCUCGCUCUUG
This is a messenger RNA of Pseudocercospora fijiensis CIRAD86, 1833 nucleotides long. RefSeq lists its product as uncharacterized. The transcript has 2 exons. Gene Ontology annotation, cellular component: eukaryotic translation initiation factor 3 complex; cytoplasm. Gene Ontology annotation, molecular function: translation initiation factor activity. Lineage: Eukaryota; Fungi; Ascomycota; Dothideomycetes; Mycosphaerellales; Mycosphaerellaceae. The record is from RefSeq and is a predicted model, not a curated record. Gene Ontology annotation, biological process: translational initiation. Bases 1 to 1734 code for a protein of 577 amino acids.